This is a messenger RNA of Verticillium nonalfalfae, 2862 nucleotides long. RefSeq lists its product as uncharacterized. The coding region runs from base 1 to 2862 and encodes 953 amino acids. Lineage: Eukaryota; Fungi; Ascomycota; Sordariomycetes; Glomerellales; Plectosphaerellaceae. Gene Ontology annotation, cellular component: nucleus; cytoplasm. Gene Ontology annotation, molecular function: ubiquitin binding. The record is from RefSeq and is a predicted model, not a curated record. The transcript has 4 exons.
AUGUCCGACGUUCAAACGCGGCCUGCUGCCUCGCGCGGCAGGGGCUCUGGUCGCGGUGGCAGAGGCGGAUUUGCCAGCCGUGGAGGUCGCAACGGCGGCAGGACCAACGGCGCCGACAAGACUGAUUCGAAGUCCGAGGUCGACAACCCGAGCGCGUUUGACGAUGAGGGAGCGGUCGGCGAACUCAAGAAGCUAUACGGCGCCAAGACGCCUUUGAUUCAAGAGAUGUUCCCUGAGUGGUCUGAAGUCGACAUUCUGUUCGCUCUUCAGGAGACAGAUGGUGAUGAGACCGAGGCUGUCACGCGCAUCGCUGAAGGAACCAUCUCUCAAUGGGGCGAAGUUUCCAAGGUGAAGAAGGUCUCCCGUGCCAAGGCCAAGGAUUCGACCACUCCUGCCACUAACAUCGACUCAUCUGCUUCCAUCAGCAGGCCUGUACGUGGCGGUCGCAUCGUUUCAGAGGGUGGACGCGGCCGCGGCCGAGCCACCGAGCGAGGUGGGCGUGGUGGUCGGGGCAGGUCCUCACAACCGGCUCCUACGAACGGAGCUCGCCAGACAACAAAGGACAGUCAGCCUCUCUCGGUGCCCACCGAAGAGUCGCCCGCUUGGGGCUCCAAGACGGAUGAUUCUGUCGUCCAGCCCACCACCAUUGCCAUCGCUCCCAUUGAUGAAUCUCCUCAGGUUCCCGCCCCGCCUUCAAACGCUCCCAAGACUUGGGCCAGCAUGCUCCGCCAGGUUGCCGUUCCGAAGCCCGUCGCUCAACCUAAGGAAGCUCCCACCGUGAAGCCUUCCGAAUCCAUUGAACCUCUCCCUCCCGUCACCCACGCUGAACCCGAAAGCGAGCCCGAGCCUACUGCCGAGGCUCAGCCCGAGCCCGAGACCGCACCUGAAGCUCCCGCCGAAGCCAUUGAGGAGCCCAUCGCAGCUGAAGUACCUACCGUCAUUGAGCCUGAAGUGGCCCUACAGCCGUCCAAGGACCAACUGACUGAGACCAAUCUUGAACAGGUCGCUGAUGAUUCUCACCCUCCCGCGACCGCGACCGUGGCAAGCACCGCAGCUGAUUCGUGGGAUCCUCGCCUCAAUGCUGCCAGUGCCACCGCGACGCCUCUUUCUGCCGCACAGCAAGCGCACCAAGCCUCCCGCCCUCCGGCGACCCCCACCUCUAACAGCGGCUAUGCGACCUCGGCUCUAAAGGCGACUACUGAUCGCGCCACUCGUACUCCCAGCUUCCAGCGCAGAGUACUUGACCAGGAAGAGGCGGUCCGCAUGCCGGGCAACCGCGAGGUCGACCGCACCGCCGUUCAGUUCGGUGCCUUCAACAUCGGCAGCGAGGAUGAUGUUGAUGGCGAUCGCGAGGAACCUGAAACACGCGCUCAGCCCCCCGCAGAGUCCCCCAUCGCCCAACCCCGAACCUCUCUCCCACCUGCUGCCCCCCAGGCCGCCGUGCCCGAGGCCUUCAGCAACCAGAAGACGCAGGCGGCCCCUGCCCCUUCCGUCGCCCCCUCAGCUACGCCCGCUACCGCCUCUGCGGCCCAGCCCGCCUCUGGGAUUCAGCCUCCUCCUGGCGUUGGACAGCCUCAGGGACAGUAUUCCCAGUACGGCCAGCCUGGCUCACAGGAUGCGUCGUCUUUCCCCCAGAAGUCGGUCGAUCCCUUCUCGCAACAAACCAACACUGCUUCUACUCCCAACCGUCUGGACGGCUUCCCAAGCCAGCAAACGCAACAGGCUCAACAGCCUGGUGGCGCAUUUAGCUCCGCGCCCAGCGAGUAUUCCUCCUACUACACCUCCGACCAACAGGGACGCGGCCCCUAUAGCUAUUACGGUCAGCCUUACGGCCAGCAAAGUGGCCAAGGCCACCAGGAAGGCGUCGCCGGUCAGCAGCGAUCCUUCAGCGGCUACAACACGUCGCAGGCCGAGAACAUCAGCCAGUACCCCCAGAGCGCCGGUCUUCACAACCAGUCUCGCUACGGUGGGGCCGUCUCAAACGAUGCCAAUAGCGGACACACGACUCCCAAUCCCUCUACUCAAGCUCAGCAGCAAGCCGCCGGCCAAGGUACCCAGCCGCAAUCCCACGGCCAACAGAACUACCCCUAUGGUGGUGGUAACGGCAACCACCCCUACUACAACAACCCUUACUACUCCAACUACAUGGGCUACGGCGGACACUUUGGCCAGGGUGGCUACGGAGGUGGCCCCUACGGCAAGGCUGGCAUGUAUGGACAGCCGUAUGGUAUGUCCCCUCAGGGCCCCUAUGAACAUGCCUCGUCUCCCGCCAGCGGAUUCGCCCAAUCAUCUCUCCAUCGUGGCGACAGCGGCCUGGGUGGCUCUAGUCUUGGUGGUGACUAUGGUGCCCGCGCCGGCUCUGCGCAGUCUGGCAACCCUGGUAGCCUUGGCGGCAGUGGUUUUGGAGGUAUCCAGGACUCUUUCGGUCGUAGCGGCUCGUCUUUCCCCACUCAGUCUUCUGGCCAGGGCUAUAACGCCUCCGCUCAGCCGUCGACUGGCGCAUCUACCGGCGACGACCUGAAGCCAUACGGUGAAACCAAGGCCGGAGCGGGCCCUUCACCCUCUCUCGGCGGUGCUCGCCCUGGCUCUGCCACGCAGAACACGUCCAGCCAGUCUGGCCUGCCCCCCCCUCAAUCUGCCUCGCAAAUGGGUGGAUACGGCGGCUAUCCUAGCCACGCGCAAGGCCAUGGUCACCACGGCGGAAGCGGAUACGGUAUGGGCGGUAGCGGACAGCACGCUAACAACGGCUUCGGCUCGUACGGUCAGGCCUAUGGCUCGUACGGGGCCCAGGCUUAUGGCAGCGGCGGCCAGCAGCAACAGCAGCAACAGCAGCAGCGCGGCUGGGGCGGCAACUACCAUUAG